AUGAGGAUAUCUGCUACUCCUUCCUUCUCGAAUUGGCUGCUCAGUGUUAAGAGAUACCCAUUCAAUGAGCUAAGGGCAACAAGGCAUGGAUUCACCUGCAAGUAUGUCAUUUGUGAUAUCAACAGCAAUGAGAAGUACAGCUGCGUGCCCACCAAGAACUUUGACCAUGUUUCCAUUCUUGAGGAUCUGAUCAUGCAAGGAGAAUGCAAGCCUCUUCCUCCUGACAUGACAAACAUCAUGGAUUACAUGUUUUAUUGGGGCCUUCAGAAAAGUCCAAGAUGGUACCAUAAAGUUCUCUCCACCCUUUCUGGAAUGCUGGUGGGGCCAGAACCAUGUGAAAGGAAGGACAUGUUCAUGGAGUGUAUCUAUUGGUUAGUGAGGGAAAUGAUUAUGGAUAGCAGCUAUGACUUUUACUCCAAUGAAGGACAGAUUGUGAUGGAUGCUUGGCAUGGGUAUUGUUGCCACUGGUAUGACUACAACAACAAAUUUUCCUUCCAGAUAUUGACUUCGAUGAGUCAGAGUUUUGUUGUUGAUUGCAUUAAAGACCUUGACAGCCUUGGAUUCUUGCAACCACACAAUGCUGUACAUUGUGGAACCGUGAUGUAA
Molecule: messenger RNA, 606 nt
Organism: Seminavis robusta
Lineage: Eukaryota; Bacillariophyta; Bacillariophyceae; Naviculales; Naviculaceae
Source: the annotation of a GenBank genome assembly